CCACCCUUUCUGCUUAGUAGAAGAAAAAAGGGUUUCUUUUCUUUCCUUACUUUCUUGAAGUGAAAGCAGACUUUGGGUCUUUCGAAGUUAUGAGUGAAGAAUACGACGAGGAAGAAAACAGGGGUGAAGGAGGAGGGUUAAAACCGGCGUCGGGGCCGUACGAAUGGCUGGCGAGCUUCCACCGUGAUCUGUUGGCGGGAGCGGUGAUGGGCGGCGUGGUGCACACGAUCGUGGCACCGAUUGAGAGGGCGAAGCUGUUGCUUCAGACCCAAGACAGCAAUUUGGCUUUCGCGGGAAGUGGGAGGAGGAAAUUCAAAGGGAUGUUCGAUUGUAUCUUCCGUACCGUUAGAGAAGAAGGCGUUCUUUCUUUAUGGAGAGGCAAUGGGAGUAGCGUUCUCAGAUAUUACCCUUCUGUUGCUCUUAAUUUCUCGCUCAAGGACCUGUAUAAAAAUAUAUUGAGAAAUUAUGGAGAUGAUCAUGUUUUCUCUGGAGCAUCUGCCAACUUCAUUGCCGGAGCUGCAGCUGGUUGCACAACAUUGAUCUUGAUUUACCCUCUUGACAUUGCUCACACCCGCCUUGCUGCAGACAUUGGAAGAACCGAUGUUCGUCAAUUCAGAGGCAUCUACCAUUUCUUGAGCACCAUACGCAGAAAGGAUGGAUUUCGGGGAAUUUACAGGGGUCUUCCUGCUUCCCUACAUGGGAUGAUUGUUCAUCGGAGUCUGUAUUUUGGAGGAUUUGAUACAAUAAAGGAAACUAUGUCAGAACAAUCCAAGACCGAGUUGGCAUUAUGGAAACGUUGGGUGGCUGCGCAGGCUGUGACAACAUCUGCUGGAUUGUUGUCAUAUCCACUUGAUACAGUUAGGAGGCGGAUGAUGAUGCAAUCCGGUUUAGAACAACCAAUGUACCACGGCACUCUGGACUGCUGGAGGACGAUUUAUAGAACCGAAGGGGUGACUUCUUUUUACCGUGGGGCACUAUCUAACAUUUUUAGGAGCACUGGUGCCGCAGCCAUCUUGGUUCUGUAUGAUGAGGUGAAGAAAUUCAUGGAUUGGGGUGGAUUGUAGAAUCGAAAGCCAUUUUUUUGACAAACUUCUUUUUGAACAGAGAAUUAGAGUAGAAUGAGAUUCAGGAUUACAGCCAUGGACAUCGGUUCGGCAUCGGUCAGUGCGACCAUUCCGGUGAUAAA
Messenger RNA from Hibiscus syriacus, 1186 nucleotides. Its product is annotated as probable ADP,ATP carrier protein At5g56450. The coding region runs from base 90 to 1064 and encodes 324 amino acids. The record is from RefSeq and is a predicted model, not a curated record. The transcript has 2 exons. Gene Ontology annotation, cellular component: mitochondrial inner membrane. Gene Ontology annotation, molecular function: ATP:ADP antiporter activity. Gene Ontology annotation, biological process: mitochondrial ADP transmembrane transport; mitochondrial ATP transmembrane transport. NCBI's taxonomy places the organism in Eukaryota, Viridiplantae, Streptophyta, Magnoliopsida, Malvales, Malvaceae.